Messenger RNA from Rhea pennata, 1632 nucleotides. It is a transcript of the gene NUMBL, whose product is annotated as NUMB like endocytic adaptor protein. The transcript has 9 exons. NCBI's taxonomy places the organism in Eukaryota, Metazoa, Chordata, Aves, Rheiformes, Rheidae. Gene Ontology annotation, biological process: positive regulation of neurogenesis. Gene Ontology annotation, cellular component: cytoplasm. The record is from RefSeq and is a predicted model, not a curated record.
GGCCGGGGGCGGCGGCGGGUCCUGCCCGAGCGCAGCGCAGCGCAGCGCAGCGGAGCCGCGGCGGGGCCUGCGGGGUCAGCAAUGAACAAGCUGCGGCAGAGCCUGGGUCGGAAGAAGCCGGCGUACGUGCCGGAGGCCAGCCGGCCGCACCAAUGGCAGGCGGACGAGGAGGCCGUGCGGCGCGGCAAGUGCAGCUUCCCCGUGCGGUACCUGGGCCACGCGGAGGUGGACGAGUCACGGGGGAUGCACGUGUGUGAGGAGGCCGUGAAGAAGCUGAAGGCGAGCGGCCGCAAGGCCGUGAAGUCGGUGCUGUGGGUGUCGGCGGACGGGCUCCGCGUGGUGGACGACAAGACCAAGGACCUCCUCGUCGACCAGACCAUCGAGAAGGUCUCGUUCUGCGCCCCCGACCGCAACUUCGACAAGGCCUUCUCCUACAUCUGCCGGGACGGCACCACGCGCCGCUGGAUCUGCCACUGCUUCCUGGCCCUCAAGGACUCUGGCGAGCGGCUGAGCCACGCCGUGGGCUGCGCCUUCGCCGCCUGCCUGGAGCGCAAGCAGCGGCGGGAGAAGGAGUGCGGCGUCACGGCCUCCUUCGACACGUCCCGCACCAGCUUCGCCCGCGAGGGCUCCUUCCGGGCGCCGGGCGCCGCGCAGCCGGCCCAGCGCCAGGGCGUCAUGCGCCAGCUGCAGGACCAGAAGCGAGCCGAGGCGGCCCCGGCGGCCCCGGCGGAGCCCCCCGGGCCGGCGCAGCCCGGCGGCGCCUCGCCGCCGCCGGCCGCCACGUCGCCGGCGGAGGGGGCGGCGGGGGGGGGCCCGCAGCACGCCAUCCCCCGGCGCCACGCGCCCCUGGAGCAGCUCGUGCGCCAGGGCUCCUUCCGCGGCUUCCCGGCCCUCAGCCAGAAGAACUCGCCCUUCAAGCGGCAGCUCUCGCUCCGGCUCAACGAGCUGCCCUCCACCCUGCAGCGCAAGGACAGCUUCCAGGCCCGCGGCGCCGUGCUGGAGCUGGAGUCGAGCCCCCCCGGCGACAGCGACGGCAUCAACGACCUCUGCAGCCAGAUCGACGCCUCCUUCGCCUCCUCCUUCAUCCCUCCUCCUCCUCCUCCUCCCUGCAGGCCCUGCAUCCUGGGCUGAGGGGGCGGCCGCGGGGCCCCCCCCUUCCAGCCGGGCCACCGCCGCACGCCCUCGGAGGCCGAGCGCUGGCUCGAGGAGGUCUCCAAGACGGCCAAGGCGCAGCAGCAGCAGCAGCAGCAGCAGCAGCAGCGAGCGGGCGCCGGGCCCCCCGCCUACCCUCCGGGCUACGAGGCGGCCCCCCACCCCGCCGCCGGCGUCUUCCUCCCGGCCUUCGUCCCCGUGGGCGCCUACCCGCCGGCGCUGCCCCUCGGGGCCCCCGCCGUGCCCGUGGUGGGCAUCACCCCCUCGCAGAUGGUGGCCAACGCCUUCUGCGCCGCGGCCCCCCUGCCCGCCGCCGAGCUGGCCGCCAAGGCCAGCGCCUUCGCCCCCCCGGCCCGGCCCCCGGCCCCCCCGGACCCCUUCGAGGUGCAGUGGGCGGCCCUGGGCUCUAAGCCCCCCCCGCCGCCGCCCCCCAACCCCUUCGCCGGCGACGCGCAGAAAACCUUCGAGAUCGAGCUGUGA